Molecule: messenger RNA, 818 nt
Organism: Aphanomyces astaci
Lineage: Eukaryota; Oomycota; Saprolegniomycetes; Saprolegniales; Verrucalvaceae
Exons: 3
Coding region: 48-674 (208 amino acids)
Source: RefSeq, a predicted model, not a curated record
GGUGGCUAAAAAUACGCACAGUGCCGACGUCAGUGCCAUUUCAAUCUAUGGGGUCACAGGACAGCAGCAGUCGAUGGCAUUGGCAAAGUCGCCAAGAAGCGCGACGAGAUGACGUCGCCCGAACGGACUUGGCCAAACGCGACGUGGCGCCCUUGCAUCAGCUGCUGUGCAAAUGCACGUAUGAGGCGUGGAAACGGUCCAAGCGAUUGUCGUCGACGUUGCAAUCCGAGGUGAAAGAUGCGUGCGAACACGAAGGAAACAACUUGGAGUGUGAGGAACGCUUCAAAUCGUGGCUCAAGGCCAAACAAGCGAUGUCCAGUCGUCAGAACAAGGGUACUACCACCAAACCAAAUGUCCAAAGACCAGAACUUCCGCCGUUCAAGCCCCGGCUGCCACGUCAUUAUUCCUCGACAGCGCCGCCGAAGAAUGCGAAAGCACCCCACUGUACCGAACCACAGCCAAAAGAUUCCACCAAAGCCAACGCCGCGUACGGCAAGUGGCUGCGAAAGAAAGCGGCCGAGCACAUCGUCGCGAGACGACAAGCUAAAGCACAGGCGGACGCUCGAGAAAGUGCCAGGUACGCUUGUAGGCGCCAAGUACAUGCGAACACGUGGGUCAAGCAAGCCGUGGUGGUGCUAGCGUAUUCGUGUCCUGUGCAGCCGCGGCGACGCUAAGCCUAAUGAACGGGAUCAAAUAACGCUAUUUGACGCUGCCUAUGAUGAUCAUAACGUCAGGCUGCAUUGGUACUCCCUCGUGUAAGAUACAUGAAGGGUUUACAUACAACCUAGUUGUUCUACCAAUGUGAUGCCACAGUACGC